Didymodactylos carnosus is the source of this 2922-nucleotide messenger RNA. The record is from the annotation of a GenBank genome assembly. Lineage: Eukaryota; Metazoa; Rotifera; Eurotatoria; Philodinida; Philodinidae.
AUGGAAGAAUUUUUUCCAAGUGACGGAGAAUAUUAUAAUGAAGCACAGUUACGAUCAUGGAAUCAUAACAAUGGUUAUUACACAUCUCAUCCGACAUUUAAUGAAAAUGUUUGGGCUCAACAGCAAAUGAAUGCACAAAAUCAACAAUUUUUAGCAUCGAGAAUGGGGGGAACUGCUGGAGGCGCAGGAACCUGGCCAGUUCCCACUCAUAGUCAACUAGCGUACUCUCCCCAUCCGUCAGUUAACCUGUCUCAAAUGCCGAAUGGAGUAGCGAAUGGGACAACAAGUGGUGCUUAUUCGUCCAAAAUACCACAAAAUUAUCCCGCUACCCAAAUGACUUACAAUACAUCAUCAAAUCCUGUUAUGAAUUCAUAUCAACCGUCUAAUUACAUGGACGCAUAUGGAAUGCAUCCAUCGUCCUCUGCUGCUGCAAUUCACCAACAACGAGUGAUGCAAGCAAUGUCAAAAGGUGGCGUGGGACCUGUGACUGGUUAUCAUCAGCCACUAGCAAGAUCACGUACAUUACCCUAUCCUGCACAUCCACAAGUUUACGUUAUGAACAAACGUAUGUAUUCAUCUACAUCAGUUGGUGGAAUAGAUCCAAGCACAAGUCAGUAUGGACAGCCACAACAAAUGCAAAUGUAUUCUGGCUAUAAUGUUCCGAAUAACGCAAGUGGUAUGCAACAUUUAGCCAAACUAAAACAACAACAAGCUGCCUAUCAAUAUGCUCAACAACAACAACAACAACAACAACAGCAACAGCAACAACAACAACAACAACAGCAGCAACAACAACAGCAGCAGCAACAAUCGCUAUCAGCUGCUCCUCCAAACACAUUAUCAUCCACUGCAACGGCUGCUACUGCACAACAAGAGCAAGCAACUGUUCCUGAACAGACACAAUCAAAUGUUACAAUGAAUAAUCAGCAAUCGACAAUAACACAACUAUCGCGAAAGACUUCGACAACACCGGAUUCCGUUUUAAGUUACAUUGCACCAACUCCUCCUGCAACACCGUAUAAUAGUCAACAAGAUGGAAAGUUAUCGACUAACAACAAUAACAGCGGUCGACGGGAAGACAUCCGAAUUACAUUCCCAUUACCAAAUGCAGUAGUGAUUCCUCCAUUUCAAGUACCACAUGAUAACAACAGUCCCAAAGAAAAUCCUCUUGUAUUCAAUUUACGACCUGAUAUUUUUAAUAAGCUAAAAGCAACACAAGAUUAUGAUAUUCAGUUAAAGUUUUAUUCAAAAGAUGAUCCAGCUCAAGCUCCCUUUUGGCCAAAUUGUGUCAGUAUAACAGUAAACAAUCAACCACUGCAACCUGAACGUAAAUAUCAUUCAUUAUAUUUCAAACAAUUUUGUAAACAAGGAGCGAAUCAGCUGAUCAUUACAACAACGGGAUGUAUUUGUUCAUAUCAAUGUAUCGUUCAAUUUGUCUCAAGACCGUUCAUAACAAAUUUGGUGCGAAUGAUAUUGGGAAAUCGGCUCUUGACUAUUGAGCAUUGUGGACAAAAAUUAAGACACAAUUUUAAUCUGAAUCUAGCCGCAAAUGGUACAUCUAGUGAUGAUAUUGAACAAAUGCAAACUAAAAUAUCGUUGAAGUGUCCCGCAUCAGUACAAAGAAUUGGACUUCCAGCACGUGGUACUCAUUGUGCGCAUAUACAGUGUUAUGAUCUUCACUCAUUUUUAAUCCUUAAUUGUGAAAGAGUUAUAUGGCGUUGUCCGUUAUGUAAUAAACAUUUAACAUAUGACACAAUUGAAGUUGAUCAAUCGUUGUGGUAUAUUUUGGAUAAUAAAGCAAGUGAAUGCAUGGAUGAAAUAUUAAUGGAUAUCAAUGGUAACUGGAAACCAUUAAUUAACAAGAUGACAAAAUAUCCAUCACAUCCUCUACAGCAACAGUACCAACAAUCAACUAUGAAAGAGGAAAAUAAAACAAUGCUACCAUACAGUACGAGUAAUCCUACUACACCAUCAUCUAAUGAAUACAAUGUAAAAAAUUCUGGAAAAUACCAACCACUAACACCCACUACCUCAUUGCCAACAGUACAGUCGUGGCAAAUGAAUUUGCCUUCACCUUACAACCUUGCAUCACCAUACAGUCCUAGUUUACAUCAAUCAGAAAAUACAAGUUUACUUAGUAUUCAACAAUCACCAUUACAACAUCAACAAUUCACCAGCCCAGUCAGCAAUCCGGAUACACCAAACAUGUUACACGGUAAUGAAUAUAGCACUGUACCUUGUCUGUCAAAUCACCAUCCACCAGGAUCCGUUAAUUCAAUAACAGAUGCCUUGUGUCCAGGUGAGUCGAACGAGCGUCGACUGACACCAGGGCCGCCAAGUGUAGGAACGUCAAAAGUGCCCUAUCAUCAGAAUGGUUUUCCUCAUACACCUCACACACCAUCGAUGAUGCCACCUACACCGAAUCCAAUAUCAGCCCCACCCACACCACAAACAGCUGGACCUCGCUCUGUGGCACCACCGCUAAACAAUAUUAUAUCAUCAUCGUCGACAACCUCUCUGUCUUUGACUGACCAUCAAACUGACCAAGCUCAACAAUCUAUGACUACAUUGACGAAUGAUGCUCAGCAACAAGAACACUUUCAGCUAUAUAACAUUCAUUCUUCUCAUAAUAUCAGAUCAAACGAGCAAAUUUCAAAUCAAGAUCUAUCAAGAAAUCCCACAAACAUGGAAGCAAAAGAUCUUAAAACCAUUGAUAAUGAUCUCGAUGCUUAUCUUAAAAAUACAAAUAAUUUUCCCGAAGAUUUAACUUCAGAUUUAUUUGAUGAUAUAGAUGAUUUAGCUGAAACAUAUCUUGGCCCAUCGACAAUUCCACCAAACAUUACGACAGCGGAAGAUUUAUUUAUUAAUUACUUAUGUUCUGAUGAUGUGAUCUCUUCUUCUAUUUCUACUUCAGAAACUUGA